AAUAAGCCAGCUCUCUCGGUGACUAAGGUACACGACGGCUUGCGCGCGGAUCGGGAGAUUCUCGAAGAACUCAUCGGCAUCAGCCGCAUUCACAACAUCAUUUUCGAAGUACUUCUUGACGCAUCUACUGCGCGCGCUCAGAAUAUUGUUCGAAAUUUUCUUCCACAUGUGGUUGACACGUGACGUGAGGCGAAGGGUCUUUGCGGGUAGUCGACUAAGGAUAGAUUCUAUGAUUUCGGGAAGGAAUCCAAGAAACGACUGUUCCGAGGGACGUAGAGUGUUCAUUUUUUAACCGCGUCAGCCAGUCAUGAUUUAAAAAGAAAAUUUCAUCGAAGCUAAUGAUGACGUAGCUAAACAUUAUGAGUUCUUCCAAAUUGGCCUGAUUAAUAUCGUUUACUAAUAUUAGCUUUAUACCCAUCCUUCAGAAGGAAUUGACUCUAUGGUAUUAUCGUGGACCUGUUUCAGACUCGAUGAAAUCGCAUUCGUUUCUUCUUGAUGAUAAGCAACUCUAUUCAAUUGUUUUUAUUUUCUUUUUUAGUGUUUUGUGUCGCGCGCGCUGCGAUAAAAACAGUUUUAUGUUCACAAUCAACUUCUAAUAUCGUCUAAUUAUGACGCCCCUAAUAACAAACCACCAUGAAUAUCACGUGACGGGGCAAAACACAAAUACUGCAAGAACAUAAAUAUUAUUUACGCUAUGGAUAAUUCUCCGAAGCAGGGCGGUAAAGGACUUGCGCGGCUAACCAGAGAGAUGGAUAUUGCAAGAAUCGAGGAGUUUGGUAAUGACGAAUCGAGUUCUUUGGCAAAGAAAGACCCGGAUGAGAAAGGUAGAGCGAAUGAUUCGAAAGAAGCCAAACUUAUUCGCUAUCUAACAAACGGUAAAUUAGCACAGAACGUAGAUAAGAAGUUGAUUGAGAAAACUGCAAGGAAGUUAGAAAACGAACUUAUACCAACACGUGCUAGUACUUCUAUUAACAGCGCUUGCAAGGAAAGGAUCAUAAAGAAUUUGAAUGCGAAAGUUCGAUCUAAGAAAAACGAGAAUUCGACGCCAUUUCAUUUUGAAAAAAAUGGUCACAAAAAAAAUUCUGAUGCUAAGGAAGAUGAUCUAGAAAAUAUUCGAUUAACCGAUGUGCUCGCUCAUUUUGAUAUAAUCAAAAAUGACGGCGCGUCAAAAUCUGCGAAGAAUAAGUCAGCUAAACAAAAUGAACCCAAGCCAAGCGCGCCUAAGGCAAGUAACGAAUAUUCAGUGAUUCAACCAACAAAGCCUAAAUUUCUGGUGAAGAAUACCCAGGUUCCUGUAAAAGGUACUAAAUCAAGCGAAAGUGCUUCUGGCUGCAUAAUCCCCUUGAGUAAGAGCAGUGACGAGUACCUUGUGGCUAGCACUGGUGGGGGUCAAAGGGUCUCAGAUGGCGGCAAGAGCGGGGCACGUGGCAAGAGGAAUGAGAGCACACCGCUAGCAAGUGCGCGAGGCAUUAGAGGCAAGGUCUACACCGACGUGGUUGUCAGGCUGCACAGUAACUCGAAGGAUAGCUUUGACACGGGAAGGCGCAAGAAAAAGGGUGUUGUCGCAGAGAGGCGCAAAGGUAUGAGGGAAGAGUGUGAUACUUGGGAUCUUAUCAAUGUCGGUAAAGGUAGAUCAAGGAAAAUGCUGGGCGAGAAAAAAGCGGAAGGUAAACGUGUGGUAAACAAACCUACCAUCGCUAAGCAGGAACAUAAGGAUAUGAAUCUCGCUGGCAAAGACGCUGUUUGUGCCAUUGAAACAUCUCAAACUGUCGACCAAUUUGCUGAGACUGGUGUUUCUGAGUUGACGAAUGAUUUUGAAAGCCAGUCUGCUCCUUUUCUGGGAGACUCAGGAAAGACCAAAAAUGAGGGGAAGGAUCGUAGUCAGAUCAUUAAAUCCGCAACUAUACACAGACCAAAGGCUAAACCUGAUGUUGAUGUUUCCGAUGAAAGAAAAGUAGCCUUUCAUCGGCGAACCAAGAGUGAUGUUCCUACAGAGCGCAAGAGAGAAUUCUUCUCUUGUGAAGACAUAAUGAGAGAUUCGGGUGAAAAGAACCAAUCAGAUGUAAGCACGUGUCUUGGGAAGGGAAUCCCCACAGAUUGUACAUACAUUGCGACGCGAGUUCCCGACUCCUUCCUUCUCAAGGCAGUGAAUGGAGAAUUGUUUGACUCAGAAGGAAGAUGCUUUGAUAAGGUCGCGGCCUUUCGCCCCAGAUCAACCAACGGUACCCAGCCAACAGUCUUAAUCAACUGCAGCGAGUCAAACCAAACGCUGCCAGCCCCUGUUGGACAACUGAACGCAUUGCAAGAAAUGCAAAAGACGCUUAGCACCGCAGAGGCAUUGAAGCAAGUUCACGAUACUAUCUUACAGACCAAAGCCAUGCUUUUGACCAUCUACCGGGAUCUGGGCUCGAGCGCAGACGUGGCGAGGUACAGAGAAAAGAGGAAGCGAGACAUGGAGGAGCAGGUGAAUGCGAGGUUGAAUGGUGCCGCGGUGUACGGUUCGGAUGUCGACCUGGAUUUCGCGGACGCUGACCUGUUACGAAUGGAGUGCGAGGUUCUUGGGAAGCAAGAGAUGAAGAGAUGUGAUGUCCGCACUUUACCACAAACAGAGGGGCUACUACCGGUAUCCUGCCUGGAGAAAAACAGGGGCAAAAAGGGAAAAGAGAAAUCCAUUCUACAGCUCAGUGAGCACUGGAGCAGAAACAAAAGAAACCCAAGGAUCAACUGGGAUAAAGGUAACGAGUAAUGAAGAAGAGCAAAGAUAAGGUUUUUGGGCAUACGAGACGUAGGAAUGUAUUUCAUGAUUACUAUACAUCAACUUUUUACUGAACUCUGUGGUUACUGCUCAAAACGAGAAUAGGAUGAAAACAAAAAUGACUUGAUAAAAGAUCUAAUUUUCCUGGUUUCCAUGAAAUUGUAAACCUCCUCAUUGUAAUUUUUAUAUAGAUUAAAAAGAGAAAUUUUUUUUUUUAGAGAAAUAAUCUUUAUGACAACUGUAUUCAUAUUUCUAUCAAUAAAACACAUGUACGGGAGAA
Messenger RNA from Nematostella vectensis (starlet sea anemone), 3035 nucleotides. RefSeq lists its product as uncharacterized. Lineage: Eukaryota; Metazoa; Cnidaria; Anthozoa; Actiniaria; Edwardsiidae. The transcript is spliced from 3 exons. Bases 695 to 2746 code for a protein of 683 amino acids. The record is from RefSeq and is a predicted model, not a curated record.